Zonotrichia albicollis (white-throated sparrow) is the source of this 4079-nucleotide messenger RNA. The record is from RefSeq and is a predicted model, not a curated record. NCBI's taxonomy places the organism in Eukaryota, Metazoa, Chordata, Aves, Passeriformes, Passerellidae.
GUGCUGCCAAGGGCGAGGGUGAGAAGCGGCUGAGCGUGCAGUACACGGCGGGCCAGGAAUGUCCCGACAACGUCUUCUUCCCCAGCACGCGGCCCCCGCACCUGGAGGAGCUGCACAACCAGGCCCAGCAGGGGCUCAAGUCCCUGCAGCACCAGGUCCUGUGCAUCCUCGGAGGAUGACAGCCUGUCCUUCCGGAGCCGGGCAGCCUCUUGUGCCACGGACAGCACCUCAGAGGAUGCGCUCUCCAUCCGCUCCGAGAUGAUCCAGCGCAAAGGUUCCACCUUCCGACCACACGACUCCUUUCCCAAAUCCUCAGAGAGGGCUGGCAAGAAGAGGAAGGACAGGAGGACAACAGUGCUGGGCAUCCCCCAGCACGUCCAUAAGGAGCUGGGUCUCAGGAACAGCCAUGGAAUUAAGGGACAUCCCGAGGCAGAUGGAAGAGGGCCAGCAGGCCGUGGGGACAGCCAGGCAGUGCAGCCCAUGCUGAACGGGGGGCAGGUGUCGGGUGAUGCCAUCCGCAUCCCCACCAUCGACGGGAACCUGCAGCCCCUGCCCGCAGUCGGCGGUGCCCGAGUCUGCCUGGGAGUGCUGGAGGAGGCCGAUGCAGCCCUGCAGAAGCACAUCAACAAGGUUUACUACGACGACAGCUUGCUAGGGAGGAAGACAGCGGCCAAACUGUCACCCAUGAUGAGGCCGAAGUCGCUGGCCGUGCCGGGCAUGACCACCUACGCCAACCCCCCGGAGAUGCUGGCGGGCCCCGUCAUGUCCAUCUCGCCCCAGGGCACCUACAUGUCCAAGAUCAUCCCCAACGCCAUCCUGCCGCCCAUGGUGGACGUGGUGGCCCUGACGAGCCGCAGCGUGCGGACGCUGAGCCGCUGCAGCCUCGUGUCGUCCAGCCCGGCCUCGGUGCGCUCCCUGUCCCGCUUCUCGGAGCGCCGCAGCCGCGAGCCCUCCUCCUCCAGCGACAACUGGAGCCACUCGCAGUCCACGGAGACCAUCGUGUCCAACAGCUCCACCAUCUCCUCCCAGGGUGGCUGUGACCACCGGCAGCCCGAGGUGGGGCCGCAUAGCGAGGUGGACACGGCAGCUCGCUCUGACACCGACCAAAUCAGCAUCUACAGCUCCGCCAGCUUCGCCAGCUCCUGCUCCAAGCCCGCUGCCGGCCUCGCUCCCGCAGCCCCCGGGCUCCUGGGUGUGGGCAGCGGCCGAGCAUCCCCUGCCUACAGCACGAGCAGCCAGGCGGAGGGCUCGGACACGGCCAGCCUGGCCAGCGAGCGCUCCUCCACCCGCAGCGUGUCCCUCAGGAAGAUGAAGAAGCCCCCGGCCCCUCCCCGCAGGACCUACUCGCUGCACCAAAAAGCUGACGGGGAGCCCAAGGUGCUGGGGCUGCCCCCCAGGCCCGAGCGGCGGCCCCAGCGGGAGAGCAGCACGCCCUGGUCCCCGCGGCCCGAGCCCUUCAGCCCCACGGGCGAGGAUGAGGUGUUCUCCCCAGCGCUGAGCGAGACCAGCAGCCUCCGCUCCGAGAGCCUGGCGGGCGCCAGCUCCCCCGAGGCCCCUCGGGGCCGGCCCGGGGUGACGGUGGUGCUGAGGGAGCCCCAAGCCCAGGCCAAGUGGAGCUGCCCCGAUGGCUCUGACCGCACCAUGUCCCCCUCCAGCGGCUACUCCAGCCAGAGUGGGACGCCCACACUGCCCACCAAGGGCUUGGGACCCCCAGCUGUGUCGCCGGGCAAGUCUCAGCCCCAGAAGCCGGACCGGGUCUGCUCCCUGCAGUCGCCUGCGCUCUCCGUGUCCUCCUCCCUCACCUCCAUCUCCUCCUCGGCCUCGGACCCGACCCCUCCUGAGGUGCUGACCGCUCGCUCAGACCGGUUCAUCAUCCCACCGCACCCCAAGGUUCCUGCUCCCUUCUCCCCACCACCCACCAAGUCCCAGCGGCCCCCGGUCCCCGCCGGCUCUCUGCAGCCCUCACAAACCUCGCCAGCGCCCAGCACUGCCGGCCAGGAGCCCUCGGCCAAGCCCAGCGGCAAAUCCCCACCUCCAUCGCCGCCGCCUGCCUACCACCCGCCUCCCCCGCCGGCCAAGAAGGUGGAGGGGAGCCCCCAGAGCAGCAGUGAGCCCUCCACCGACACCGCCUGGCCCCCGCCACCACCGCCGGCCCCCGAGGAGCACGACCUGUCCAUGGCAGACUUCCCCCCUCCGGAUGAAUCCUAUCUCUCCAGCCUGCCCGAUGCCACCUCGGCCCCGGCGGGCGGGCAGGCGGCGACACCGAGCGCGGGGGCUGCAUCUUCACCAUCUCAACAGCAAGAGCCACCCACCGGGGCUCCACAGCCUCCACACCCCGCCGAGCCCCUUCCCACGGCCCCCGUGCCCCCACCGCCGCCUCUCCCGCCGCCCUCGGCUCCGGCCCUGCCGCCCCAAAUCAGCCUUAAGAAGGCGGCCAACGGCCCUCGGGCGGAGGCCAAGAAGGAGCCGGUGUCGCGGAGCAAGAGCGGCCCGGCGGCCAAGGAGGACGCCAGCCUGCCCAUCGUCACCCCGUCGCUGCUGCAGAUGGUGCGGCUGCGCUCCGUCAGCGUGGAGCCCGCGGCCGGGGCUGGAGCCGGGGCUGGAACCGGGCCCGGAGCCGGGGCUGGAACCGGGCCCGAGGAGCGCCCGGCCCCUCAGAAGCCCGUCCGGCGCUCCCUGUCCAACCGGCAGCCGCCCCCCGCCCAAGACGCGGUGCCUUCCAAGCAGCUCCUCCACGCCGUGCACCUCAAGGCCGCCGCCUUGGCCUCCGCAGAGGCCGCGGAGAAGCCGCCGGGAAGCCGAGCGGCCCAGCCCGGCCCUGAGGGGCCCGCCGGGGAUGGGCAGCUGUCCCCCCGGAGCAAAUCGCCGGCCUCCACCGCCAGCUUCAUCUUCGCCAAGAGCUCCAGGAAGGUGGUGAUCGAGACGGCCUCGUCCCCCGAGGCACAGGCCGAUCUGAAGAGGAACUUGGUGGCCGAGCUGAUGAAUUUCUCGGGGCAGCGCUCGGCAGCCCCGGCCGCUGCCGCCCCGCAAACCCAGAGGAAACCAGGCAAGAUCCCCCCUCCAGUAGCCAAGAAGCCUUCGCUGGGCUCGGGGCCGGCUCCUUCUCCGAAGGCACCGGGGGCAGAGGCGUUGGGCUCCCCGGUGCUGGACGGGGAUGCCAAGGCAGAGGAGAGCAGGACUAAGAGCGAGCUGGAGGGGACGGAGGGCAGGAACGGCGCGGAGCCGCCGGCUCAGAGCCUCCCUGCACAAGACAGACGGGGAGAGACGGCCUGAAGGAUGACACUGCAGGACUGGAGCCCCCAUGGACAGGAAUCCAAAUCUCUCAGGGACCUGGGCAGGUCAACGGAUGAGUGUGGAACUGGCAACUAACUUAAUACAGGAAGCAAACAGCCUUAGCCUCCACGGCCUUGAUGAUAUUUAUGCAAAAAUGGUGUUGGUUUCACUUUCCUAAGUACUACAGCUUUAUUUUGCUUUUUUUUACUGGACUCGAGGCCCAUGCCCAGAGCCAGCACCUCCUCCCUGCCAAGCUGAUGCUCGGUGUGGGUGUGUGGAGCUGAGCAGCCACACCCAGAGGAGUUUGGGGGCCAAAGACGCCGGAGCUGGGGCUGAAGAUGCCGGAGCUGGAGCCACUGCUGCUGGCCAGGCAGGCCCACGAGGAAUGGAAGCACUUUGGACAAAGAAUGGGAAGGCUUUGGCCACAACAGCACCUGGGGAGAUGCAAACAGGAACAGGAGGGGAUGGAGGUGCUGGUGGGGAGGGAUCAGGGCUUUGGCUCUUGAUGGAAAGGCCAGAGGGGCUCGUGGUCAGCCCUGGUUCUGGCCACUCACCACUGCCCAGCAGGAGGAAGGGCCUGGCUGCCCCUUGAGCUGGCCCUGGGCUCUGGGGUAGAGCCUUGAUUCUGUUUCUGUAAACUCGGGUCACAUUUUGAUUUCUUUGAUUGUAAAAAAAAAACUAAACAAAAACCAAACAAAACGACAAACCCAACCAAACCAAACUAAACCAAACCAAAAGCAACUGACCCUCUGCCGCAGAGUAGCUGCUCAGAGCUCUGUACCUGGCUGGUAAAAAUGAUGACAGAA